AAACAUUUUUAUGAUAUAAACCAUAGCUUCGGAACUUAUUUCGUCUGUUUGAUGAUAGAUACGAUGCUAAACAUAUGCAGCUAAACAAGUUUCUUAACUAUACGUAAUUGUUUGUUUUAAAAAAGCAGCAAUAAUAUGUGGAGAGAGAUGAACCCGGGCAAAAGAUUCCUUCCACAGAACUGAUAUAAUUUAUUCAUUUGUUUAAGAAAUUAAUAACGACUGUUACAACGUACGUAUACCAUAGAAGGUGAAGAGUAGAAGUACUUUUUUAUUAAUAUUUAUAAUUGUGUACAAAAAAAGUAUAAUAAAAGACUAAUAUGGCUAAAAAAUUAAAGAAAAAUGCCACUAAUGCAAAAAAUACUGGUAAAAAUGUUAGCUCAAAGAAUAACCUUCAGACAAGGAAACAAACGGAAGAUGACAAGAAUAAACAUAAAUCCGCUAUUAUUAAAGAUCACAAUUUGAAGUUCAAAAACAAAUCUACGAAAAAUAAAUUAACUAAAACGGUCAAACAAAUACACAAGAAUGGAGAAAAGCGUGCUUUCACUAAUAUUUUGAAUUCUGACACUGUAAAAGUCGUAAAUGUAAAAAACAAGGACAAAGGUAAAAUAAGUAGACAAGUUCAAAAUAAAAAGAAUCAGCAAAUUAACGACAAAAAACUAAAACAGCAAAAACAAAAUAAAAAGAAUAAAAUUUCUGAUCAAUCUAAGAAUAAACUUAGUAAUGAUAAAGAGCUUGCAAAAAAAGCAAAAUCAAAAUCUACAGGACUUGAAAUAAAACAGAAGCCAAAGCUUAAUGAGAAAACAAAAAAAUUGAGUAAAGUAUUAAAAAAACAAAUAAGGCAAAAAGAGAGUAAAUUUUCAACAGUGUCAAAAAAAAAAAAUAAUGAUUCACAAGUAAUUAUAAACCGUAACUUAGAUAUCAAGCGUUUGGAAACAUUGCUUGCUAAUAAACAAAAAGAACAAAAAAAGAAGGAAAUAAAUAUGAAACCACAAUCUUUAAGACAAAGAAUGAUGACUAAAUUAAAAGCUUCUAGGUUCAGAUAUCUAAAUGAAACACUUUAUAAUAAUGAAAGUUCAGAGUCUAAAAAAUAUUUUAAAAACGAUCCUGAUGCAUUUAAGGCAUAUCAUGAGGGAUAUAAACAACAAGUCGAUCAGUGGCCUGUAAAUCCUCUUGAUAUUGUAAUAGCUUCAGUUAAAAAAGUGCCAAAGGAAUACAUAGUUGCUGAUUUUGGAUGUGGAGAAGCGAGGCUUGCUACUGAAGUUCCUCAUAAAGUACAUUCUUUUGAUUUUGUUUCUUUAAAUGAAAAUGUAACUGCUUGUGAUGUGGCACAUACAAAUCUGUUAACAAGUAGUGUAAAUGUUGUUGUAUUUUGCCUAUCACUUAUGGGAACUAAUCUUAAAGACUAUAUUAUAGAAGCAAAUAGGGUUCUUAAAAAAGGUGGUAUUUUAAAGAUAGCUGAAGUUGAAAGUCGAUUUGAACAAGUAAAGGAUUUUAUAGAAGCAAUUAAUAGUUAUGGUUUCAAAAUUAUUUGGAAAGAUUUAUCACACAACUUGUUUUACUUUUUAGACUUUGAGAAAGAAAAAGACAUUAAAGGUAAAAGAAAUAAUCUACCUCCUAUUACUUUAAAGCCAUGUUUGUAUAAAAAACGUUAGAUAAUAAGUAAUGAUUAAACACUAUAUUUUUAUAUUUCAUAAAAAAUUGUGUUUUAAUAAAAUUUAUUAUUUUAUUA
Molecule: messenger RNA, 1729 nt
Organism: Bombus pyrosoma
Lineage: Eukaryota; Metazoa; Arthropoda; Insecta; Hymenoptera; Apidae
Product: ribosomal RNA-processing protein 8
Exons: 5
Coding region: 318-1652 (444 amino acids)
Biological process (GO): regulation of transcription by glucose; rDNA heterochromatin formation; cellular response to glucose starvation
Cellular component (GO): chromatin silencing complex; nucleolus; rDNA heterochromatin
Molecular function (GO): methyltransferase activity
Source: RefSeq, a predicted model, not a curated record